Messenger RNA from Oncorhynchus masou masou (cherry salmon), 1487 nucleotides. RefSeq names its product gamma-aminobutyric acid receptor subunit rho-2-like. Gene Ontology annotation, biological process: chemical synaptic transmission; signal transduction; chloride transmembrane transport. The record is from RefSeq and is a predicted model, not a curated record. Gene Ontology annotation, cellular component: plasma membrane; GABA-A receptor complex; neuron projection. Lineage: Eukaryota; Metazoa; Chordata; Actinopteri; Salmoniformes; Salmonidae. Gene Ontology annotation, molecular function: chloride channel activity; GABA-A receptor activity; neurotransmitter receptor activity. The coding region runs from base 24 to 1481 and encodes 485 amino acids. The transcript has 9 exons.
UUUGGACUCACUUGUGGAAUUUUAUGCUUGCCCGUGGCACGAUGCCUUAUCUGACUAAACCGCUGUUUUUACUCUUCUGUUUGGUCGUUACCGGGGAAUGCCGUAGGCUUGGACACCGAGUACGGAGAUGGACGGAAACCGUGGAGAUGUCAUCUCCCAGUUCCUUGACAAAGAAACCUCCAGAUGUGACCAAGAAUCGCAAGCUGAAGACAGAGCAGCUUCUGAAAGUAGAUGAUCAUGAUUUCACCAUGAGGCCGGCAUUUGGAGGCCCUGCUAUCCCAGUCGGAGUGGACGUACAGGUGGAGAGCCUGGAUAGCAUCUCAGAAGUAGACAUGGACUUCACCAUGACCCUGUACCUGAGACACUAUUGGAAGGACGAGCGUCUGUCCUUCACCAGCUCCACCAAUAAGAGCAUGACAUUUGACGGGCGUCUGGUCAAGAAGAUCUGGGUGCCCGAUGUGUUCUUCGUCCACUCCAAGAGAUCCUUCAUCCAUGACACCACCACAGUCAACAUCAUGCUCAGGGUCUUUCCCGAUGGACACGUUCUGUACAGCCUGAGGGUGACAGUGACAGCAGCCUGUAACAUGGACUUCAGCCGCUUCCCUUUGGACACCCAGUCCUGCUCCCUGGAGCUAGAGAGCUAUGCAUAUACGGAUGAGGACCUGAUGCUGUACUGGAAGAGUGGGGAUGAGUCCUUGAGUACGGAUGACCGUAUCUCCUUGUCUCAGUUCCUCAUCCAGAAGUUCCACACCACAUCUCGGCUGGCCUUCUACAGCAGUACUGGCUGGUACAACCGUCUGUACAUCAACUUCACCCUGCGGAGACACAUCUUCUUCUUCCUGCUUCAGACCUACUUCCCGGCUACCCUCAUGGUUAUGCUGUCUUGGGUGUCCUUCUGGAUCGACCGCAGGGCCGUCCCAGCUCGUGUCUCCCUGGGUAUCACUACAGUGCUCACCAUGUCCACCAUCAUCACUGGAGUCAACGCCUCCAUGCCCAGAGUAUCCUACAUCAAAGCAGUGGACAUCUACCUGUGGGUCAGCUUCGUGUUUGUCUUCCUGUCUGUCCUGGAGUACGCUGCUGUCAACUACCUGUCCACUGCACAGGACCGCAGGGAACGCAAGAUGAGAGAGUCGCUGCCCUGCACCUGUGGCAUGUCCCAGACCAGGACCAUGCUAUUAGACGGGACCUACAGCGAGGCGGACACUAACAGCCUGGCCGGCUACACCUCAGGAACUAUGGGGCCCGAGGAGGACAUGGAUAUGCCCCGCGACAUGAUGACUGAGAAGCAGCCUCCUGGAGAACACACAGUGGUCCACCUGUCUGCCAGCAGCGAGUCAACGACAACCAAGAAGAAAGGCAUCAGAGCCCUCAAUAUUAUCCAGAAUACACACACCAUCGACAAGUACUCCAGGAUGUUAUUCCCUGGCUCCUAUAUCCUAUUCAACAUAAUCUACUGGUGUUCAUACUGUUUAGGAGCGUAGGGUCUA